Messenger RNA from Ambispora gerdemannii, 951 nucleotides. Lineage: Eukaryota; Fungi; Glomeromycota; Glomeromycetes; Archaeosporales; Ambisporaceae. The record is from the annotation of a GenBank genome assembly.
AUGAAAUUCUUGACUUGCCUUGCUCUUCUUGUUACCUCGAUUGCUUCUGUGUCGGCGCACACCACUAUGGGUUAUCCAUUACCAAGAGGACAUCCAAAUAACCCAAAUGCCGCAACAAAAGACUACAACUGUCUCACGACACCACUCAACGGAGGUCCUGGCUGUGCACCAAAGGCGUUUCCAUGCGGUGGCUACCCACAAGACACCAAAAUCACACAAACCUUUAAGGCUGGCGACGUAAUAGACGUCAAAUUCUGGAAUCCAAACUUUCCAAAUGGUCCUCAGCCAGGCGAUGAAUCAAAAAACCAAGCACGUCAUAAUGGUGGUCUCUGUGAAUUUGCGCUAUCGUAUGAUGGUGGUCAGACGUACACUGUUAUUGGCACUUAUCAUCAAACUUGCCCGGAUAUCUUUUACUCUUGGAAAGUGAAAAUUCCAGACGCUGCACCAUCAUGUGAUACUCCCGGGAAAUGUAUUUUCUCGUGGUCGUGGAUUAAUGCUUUAGGAAAUCGUGAAUUCUAUCAAAAUUGUGCUGAUGUCAAAAUUGUUGGAACUUCGACUAAGCCAUUGCCAAUUAUCGAUAUUACCCGUUCUAAUUUGCCGGGAACUUUCUCGGGAGAAAUGACUCCGCCUGGUGAUCCAAGUAACAAUGGUAACGCAAAAGGAUCUGGACCAUCAAGUUCUGACACCUCAGCUAAUCUAGCACUGACGAUUGGUGGAAGUGGUGGAGGAAGUAGUAGCGAUAGUGGAAGUGGAAAUAGUGGUGACAAAAGUAGUAGUGACAAAAGCGGAUCAUGCACAGACGAAGGAAAAGAUUCAUGUGCUUCUGAUAAAAGUGGCUCCUAUAGAACAUGCGUCAAUGGUAAAGUAGUCACCCGACAAUGUCCUGGCGGUACUGUGUGUCAUGCUUCCGGAGAUUCAAUACAUUGUGGAACUGCAUCGCGAAAAAUUUAA